Molecule: messenger RNA, 7025 nt
Organism: Amblyraja radiata (thorny skate)
Lineage: Eukaryota; Metazoa; Chordata; Chondrichthyes; Rajiformes; Rajidae
Product: neurabin-2
Exons: 11
Coding region: 280-2880 (866 amino acids)
Biological process (GO): neuron projection development; calcium-mediated signaling; actin filament organization
Cellular component (GO): cytoplasm; actin cytoskeleton; postsynaptic density
Molecular function (GO): actin filament binding
Source: RefSeq, a predicted model, not a curated record
GGCUGUGGAUGGGUUAGAGUAGUGUGACAUGUGUAGCUGGUAAAAGCCCGGUACUGCGGCACAGCGCGGAAACAACUCAGCAAAAGAAGCCAAGAGGAAUACUGCAAACAGACAGACGCCGAUAUGGAGAGCCACAGGAUAGACCGCCUUCUUGAGCUCGACAGAAUGCAACCAUGAGUCUUAUGGCAUAGUGUGUGUGUGUGUAUGUGUGUUUCCUUUUUUUUGUGAACGUGCAUUCGGAAAUAUGCAGCUGUGGAGAAGGAGAGAGCUGCAUUAAACAUGAUGAAGACCGAAGCAUCCUCAGCAGCCAGCCUGCGGAGUGCCUCUCCCCAUCGCAAUGCCUACGAGGCGGAGAUCCAAGCGCUGCAGAAGCCCAGCCAGACGAGCAACGGGGAGGAGAAGCCGGGCGAGGAUGCCGAGUGCAGGAAGCAGAGCAGGGGCAAGAAGUACGGCUCCAACGUGCACAGGAUCAAGAACAUGUUCCUGCAGAAGAUGAGCACCCCGCCCAACGAGGCCACCGGCAUCCCGGGCAAGGGCAAGGAGAGGUCCGUCAAGUUGUCCCUGCCCAGGGCCAGCAGCCUCAACGAGAACGUGGACCACAGCGCCCUGCUCAAACUCGGCACCAGCGUGUCGGAGAGGGUGAGCCGCCUCGACACCAAGUCCGAGAGACCUCUCUCCAAGCUGCAGGAGACCAGGAAGAUGUUCGAGAAGAACAUCCAGGAGAAGAACCUGUCCAACCGCAUCUUGCUGAAGAAGGAGAGGGCCGGGCUGAAGGACAGCAAGCUGGACGUGGUGGUCCGCUUCAACGGGAGCACCGAGUCGCUGGACAGCUUGGAGACCGAGGCCAUCUCGCCCACGGUGAGCCAGCUGAGCGCCGUGUUCGAGAGCGGAGCCCACCAGAAGAAGGCUGGCGCCCUUGACAAGGCGACCAGGCACGGCUCCUCCUCGCCCAACGCCAAACCCUUGCCCAAGAAGUCGAGGCUGGCUCUCAAAAGUCAACAGGAUGCACUUAAAACAGAGGGCGGGCCCCACAGUGAUGCAGACCUCUCCCUUGAUCUAGCUGGUCCUGGCCAAUUCAGGAGAGAGACCGAGGACCUGCAGACCGAGAGGUCGUUGACUGGCUCCCCAUCCAGAAGCAACCUAGCCAGCAAGCUGGCAUCGUUGGUGAAGCAUGGGGACAGUCUAAAAGAAACGAGGCCUGUGGCCACCUCACAGAAGUCACACAGAGUUGAAGAAGUGAGGAAAAUUAGGCCAGUGGAUGUGGAGGAGGACACUGUAGAGUUGGAGCAGGAAUCUGGACCUACAGAUGAUGGAGAUGAUUUUGAACUUGCCCCCAAGGACUUUCAGCAGGAGGAAGCUGGCACAGAGACUGGUGACCCUCAUUUGGUAGAGACAGACUCACAAGCUCAGGAUGUUAGCUCGGAAAAUGGAGACUUUCUCAAAGAUUCCUUGGAUAAUUUUCAGCCCCUGUCACUGGAUUCCGGAGAGGAGAUUGCACAUCAGAUGGAGGGGUCCCUGUCCUCGAAAGCAGGUUCCUUUGAAGACGGAGAGCAGGCUAAAAAUGACCUUGAUCGAGAGGACCAUUGCAGGAAAACAGAAGACUUUUCUGAGGCAGAUAUGGUGGAUAUUAGCGCCUUCAGUGGGGUUGGCGAUGAAUCAGAAGGAAGUUGUCUGGAUGAUGAUGAAGAUGAUGCAUUUGAACCCGAGAGUGGCUUCUCAGAAAUCACUGGACUAUCCGAUGAAGAGGAACCAGUUCCACACAGGAAGAUUCGAUUCAGCACGGCAUCAAUUAAAGUGUUCACCACCUACUCCAAUGAAGACUAUGACAGACGCAAUGAUGACGUGGAUCCCAUGGCAGCAUCAGCAGAGUAUGAGUUGGAAAAAAGAGUGGAAAGACUGGAUCUCUUUCCCGUGGAACUUGAGAAGGAUGGCGAUGGCCUGGGAAUCAGCAUCAUUGGAAUGGGAGCUGGAGCAGAUAUGGGAUUGGAAAAGUUGGGAAUAUUUGUGAAGACGGUAACCGAAGGUGGAGCUGCUCACAGGGACGGCAGGAUCCAAGUGAAUGAUCUAAUUGUGGAAGUGGAUGGGAUCAGCCUGGUUGGAGUGACCCAGAGUUUUGCUGCCUCCGUCCUGAGGAACACAAAAGGAACGGUCAGGUUUCUGAUCGGACGGGAGAAGCCUGGAGAAACCAGUGAGGUUGCCCAGCUAAUACGUCAAACCCUCGAACAGGAGAGAUGGCAGAGGGAGAUGAUGGAGCAACAUUACGGCCAAUACGUUGAUGAUGAUGAGGAGACAGGAGAGUACGCAACAGACGACGAGGAAGAAGAGAUGAGUCCCAUGUUCGCCAACAACGACAUGGCCAUUGAAGUUUUCGAUCUCGCGGAGAAUGAAGAUAUGCUUUCUCCAGUGGAACUGGAUCCUGAGAAGCUGGUGCUCAAGUUCAAGGAGCUUCAGAUAAAACACGCUGUAACCGAAGCCGAGAUUCAGCAACUGAAAAGAAAGCUCCAUUCGACGGAACAGGAGAAAAUGCGUUGGCGGAUGGAAAAAGUCCAGCUGGAGCAAAGUGUUGAGGAAAACAAGGAGCGGAUGGAGAAGCUGGAGAGUUACUGGAUGGAAGCGCAAACACUCUGCCAGGCAGUGGAUGAGCAUCUGAAGGAGACACAGGCUCAGUACCAGGCACUGGAGAGGAAGUACAGCAAAGCAAAGCGCCUGAUUAAGGAAUACCAGCAGAAGGAAAUAGAGUUUCUGAAAAAGGAAACAGCUCAAAGAAGAACAUUGGAAGAAACUGAAAAUUCACACAAAGAGGAGAUUGAGAAACUUCAGAAUAAGGUAACAGAACUGGAGUCAAGUUUAGAAUCACUGAAGAAUUCCAAUGCAAUUUAGAUAAGAAAAUAGCAUCACAUCACCUGUACUUAAAAUAAACUUUCAUGCAGGAGCAACAGGUCUUGAAAAAUGGACAUUUUACCUGUUUGUACUCCCCUGAAAGGUUUGUACCAGUUGCACUCAGUGCAAGAGGUUGUGUUUAAGGGAAUUUUUGCAUUAUUGUCUUACAUAUAACAGUUUGCCAAGUCACUUUGGAACAGAUGGCCAAAUUGAAUUUGUCCAGUGCAUUAUGAAUGGGCUGCAAUGAACUGGUCUGACUAGAUUGGACUUGUUUCUCAAGUCACAGAACUAGUAAUUUCCCAUUCGGCUUAUUUAGUUUAAAUAAUAACCAACGGCUCGAACAAAUGAAUGUUCACCAAGGGCAUCCUCGUUUCAAAAGUUAAUUGCAAGGUUUCUGGUGGUGACACGUCCUUGAUGACUCAUUGCUCAAGACUACCAGGAAGUCUAGCUUGCCAUCACGUCAUGAGUGAGAAGGCACAAGUCAAAUCCUUGAAGACAGCGUGUUUUUCUUUCUUGCUACAUGUGUGAUUUAUUUUCACAGAUGAUGUAAUCAUUCUUUGACCUUUCCAUUUUAUUUCAUUCUGUAAUUAAAAGCAUUGCGGCGCCAUGUUAACUAAGCUGAUGCCCUUUUAUAUCUGCAUAGUGUGAAGUUACCAGGACCUGUCUUAACAAAGAUUGUCUUUAGAUGUGUAAUUUAAAAAAAAAUUAUAAACCAAAUUUCAAUAAUUUGUUUAUGAGCAGGUGAAAAUGAAGUGGAAUAUACAACACAUAUAGAAAAUUUGGAAUGGAAUGUUGAAUGAUUGUCACUGUUAUGGACUAAUGAAGUCAAUGGUUGCAAAGUUAAAGACAAUGAAAAUGUUACGUUUUGCAGUUUUUCUAUUGUACCUAUUCAGAUCUACCAAGCUUUAUCAUUCAUUCCUAUUGUUGUUCAUUGUGCCAUACUUGGUAGAUCUUCCCACUUAUUGCCAUUACAUAUGUACAGAAAAAGGUGGGUGUUUGUGUAGAUGUUUGGCUGAAGCCCUUGUAAUUUGUAGUAUAAAAUGUACGAACCAGACUGCACUGUACAAAGAACUAUUCCACGGUCCGAUCCGUUUCUGGAGCUGUGUAUUACAGAUGCCAAUGUCUGAUGUUGUGACUGAAUGAAUUCUUCACAGGAUGGAGGAUUCCAGUGCAAGGAAUAUACUUAAUAAACCAUUCCAGCAGAGAAUAUAUUUUAGAAUGAGAUUUACCUAACUCUACCCUUUUAUCAUCACAGGUUUAUGCCCAAGAUCAAAUUAGUUCUUCAGUUUGACUGACAUUUCAAACGAGGUUGAGGUAUCUCGACGACCUUGAGUCAGUCAUAUCAUAAGGGAGAGAAUUGCCUCUCCCAUUUGGAGACUGGAGUGACACUCGGGUGUGUGAAAGACAUUGCCCCCCUUUAUCUCACUUGUUACCAUGCCGGGGGGAGCGAGGGGGGCAUAUUGUAACGAUUCUAUCACUGGAGUAUGUUUGGCAUGGUGUAAGGGUGCUUGCUGCUGUUUGAAUAGAUAGAUGUACCGUUUACACAACCACUUUUCCUAUCGAGACAGAUGUCCUAUCCAUCCAUUACGUGACACAAUUGCACCCAAUCCAGGGACCGGCUUUAGCAUGUUCGGCCAACAACUUUGGAUAGGCUGCAGGUUGAGGCUGAGGCAUCAUCGACAAGCUACUGGUCCGUUGCCCAGAAAUACAAUGCAUAGCGGGGGUUUCAUUUUAAUUAACAGUGUAAUUCAGUAGACUGUUUCCAACAAAUCCUCAGCAAUUUAUCCUCUACUAUGCUACACUUGGCAUUUACUGAGUGGCGAGAGGUAUCAUUGAGAGUGGCGAGAGGUAACGACACUCUGUGGUGAUGUGGUCAGUGGCGGACUGGCCAGGGUGUCAGCUUGCCCGAUGGCAAGUGGGCCCCUGAUGAAGUGGGCCCCCUUUGUCUCCUGGCAACCAAUAUUUUUAGACCCAGUCCGCCACUGGAUGUGGUGAUAAGAUAUUGUUUUUGAGAGCCACCAAAUGAAUAGAAAUGAAGAUAGAUUCAAACGAGGGCACUUGAUAUGUGAAGAGCUUGUUCCAAUCACUAACGUGACAAAGUUAGUAUCUAACUUUGUAUCUAAGUUAGUAGCUAACCAGAUAAUCAGACAGGUAACCAACAUCAAAGCUGGAGGAUGAAGAUCGAACAGCACCAUUUAACUGUGGGCCUCAAGGGUUCAGGCUUGCAGUCCUGGGCCACUGUCCUGGGCCUAUCCAAAGGCCUAAAGAAAAUUCCCUGUUGUCUACACGUUUCCACAUUUCCCUCCAAAAUAUCCAAAUUACGUACCCGUCCCACUUUAGUUGAACAGUGAGGAGAAUCCACCUAUUUUUAAUUUUCUUCCGACCGAUUUUCCCAUCCCUUGGCACCCAGCCGCGGUGCACAACACCUCAACUAUCGCCAUGCCCCCCCCCCCCCCCUCCCCUGAAGCCCCUCUGUUCCUGUUACACAGCGGCCUGCGUGACACACCCCUCGACUGCCGGUGCCUUGAAUUCCAGCCCUGCCACUCCUAACAGCAGGUUCAGAUGGAUCCUACUCUACCCAAGGAGGCCAGCUCAACAGGUUUGGCAUCUUGCUCCCAUCGGCCCCACGGGACUAACUGAAACGUUUGGUUGGAAAGGCAAGCAUCAACUCUAGCUCUGAGAGAAGUUGAUGAAAAAACUUUUAUCCUCACCGUCAGAUGACAUCUCAUUCAACUUUUGUUUCACCGAGUGUUCCUAGUGGCCGGCUGAACCACAGGAGGAACCAACUUGCAGUCCAUGAAUAAUCCCCCAACAAAAACAGCAACACGAGUUUGGCCACAAUCUGCUUGAUCCUUCUGGAUAAAGAAAGCAGCCAGGCUGUCGACUGCAGGACAGGAGGAACGAGGAUAAUGCAUUUGCCUUGAAAUUCAUCCCUGUCUGGCAGGGUCGCCCACUCUAUGUGAUGGUGCAUUGUACUUGGCCUCUGAAAUUCAUUCCAUUGGCUUCAGUUCAAUGGGACUGAAAUUCUCCGGGCAAACAGUGCAAUUGGCAGGGCCAAACAGGUAAGAAUUUCCAGGCCUUAUAUUUAAAAACAGAAAAUAUAUUAAAAGCUGCUACUUACAAAAUGUGACUAUUCUUUUCCACCUGUGGUAUUGUCGAAGGGACUUGGUUGUGUGUUCUACCAACACGCUGGCCCCUUCAACUCAGGAACUUGGAACCUUGCCUCAUCUCUUGAAAUGAAAAUCUGCUUCCUUGCCUCCGAGUUUCUGACGUGAAAUAAGUUUUGGCCCUCUGUGUCCAUUUCACGAGAAGCAAGAGCCAACAGCUGUAAUUAUCGUUAAAUUAGCAAUUUAACGUGAGAUAGGUCAUAGAGGAGAGGGGGGAAGGUAGGACAGGGUUAAGGAUCAAACGGUAUGGACAUAGAGGAGGCAUCAUGUUCAUGCCCCUGGAAUGCUAAAAGUGUUCAUUUGUCUUGCAAAUACUUGAACAUUAUUCCACAUCCCCUAGCACUGACACGCAUCACUUUUGAUGGGCAAAGAAAAAGCUGUUAACUUUCCUGGAUAUUACAAUGAACCUUCACAACUAAUGAUUGAACUGUUGAAUCAAAGCAGCAGGUUACACAUUGAACUCAAUCCUUGUUUUGACUCCUUCGGUUGCAGGGAGAGGUUGCCAACACUGAGCCAUAUUGGAUUUUUGAUAAAUGCUUUUAUUGUUGCAGAUUAUUACCGUUUAGAGGUUUCAGUAGCCAACUGGUUUGCAUAAGCCUUGUGCCCACUGUUUGAGAUUGUAUUUCCAAUUGGUUAAUUUUACUUGUGUAUCUGUGAUAAUUGUAUUUGGUGAAAUGUAUACAACUUCAGAAAAAAAUUUAAAUUGUUUCUUUUAUUCGUUUCAACCAUGUUAGCUGAAUGUUGAUUACAUUUCCUGUUACAAGGUAUUAUCUAGCUUAUAAGAAGUCAUUAAUCUUUUUAAUUUGAUUAAACUUGUCCAAUAGAUUCUUAAGUAGUGUAGUGAGGAUCUUUUGAAGUGUCAAAAAUGAAAGAAACUGAUGAUUUUUUAAUGUCUGCAGGAUAUUUUUUGUCUAGAAUUGGGAAGACAUGUUAUUCCCCUUCAAGUUUAAAUUAAAUAUAAAAAAAAUUUAAAUUAAA